AUGCCUUGGAAAUCUUCUUCAUCUCCUGCGGCUGCCUCUUUAAAGUCAAUGGGGAAGUCUAAACCCGCUGCCAAGCCCAUCCGUGGGCACAUAUCUUCACCUAUACCUGUUGCGGACUCUUACAGUCAUCUUUCAGAGCCCACGCAGAUGCACAAGCUUCCCCAGCAAGCAGCCCAGCACGACAGCAACAUCAGACCUAGACAGGCCCAGGGUUUCGAUCAGAACCACAUCACCAACGCCGCAGGCAAUUCUACACCUUCAUCGCGGGUACCAUCUGGAGCCCCAAAGGUGACAAUCGAUGAAACCGCCGCGCGCAAUCCUACACCCGAGGCCGGCAGACGUCUUUCAAAAACACAGAAAAAAGAUACUCCAGUCCGUAAAAGAUCGCCGAUUCGCAAUGUCAUAGGUCGUCUAUUCGGCAGACGGAAGAAGACGCCGAGCCAACUGACAAGGACACCAGAGCCUGCCCAGCGCUCUAGUGCUCCUCCACAGACUACGGCAAAAAAUGCAGAAGACGGUCCGUCACGAGGUUCUGGGGCCAGUCGAUCGGUUUCUCUGCCCAUUACCGAAUUUGACCGAGCUCUUCGUUCCCACUCCAUCGGCCUCGAUGAUGUCAUCGCCAUCAGAAGCGCACGAAACUCUCUGGUGGUCGCAGAUCAAAUCCAGCCCAAGAAACGAAGCGCCGGCAGCGGCGGCGGCGGCGGCGGCAGCGGCAAGAAUAGCCCUUAUAAUUUUGGAGCUCGCUACAUUGGCGACGGGAAGUUGGCCGGGCUCUGCCCACGCCCGGCAAGUGUCAAUGACAGGGAUCUUGGCCGCAGCUCAGCAAUCCUGGCGGAUGAUGACCCCGACGAAAUUGGUCGCGCCAUCACCGGUGACGCCGGUCGGCUGAAGCGUCGCUCACGGAGCAUGUCGGCCAUCCCCCGCUUCGAGGUUAAACCGGAGGAGCAGCAGCAGCACCGCCGCCACCGCCGUCGAAGCCAGGAAGUGAGAGAACUGCGAGAUAGCUGUGUCUACGGUCAAGACCCGCUUUCGCCAUUAUCUUCCGAGUUCCCCGAGGACGACGCUUUGGCUGCUUUUGACCUGGACCUGCCGAAUCCACCACGCCCAGCUGCCCCCGAGCCGCCGACGACAACGACGGCGGCGGCGCCAGGGCCUUUUAUGUUUGGCAGUCUCAUUUCGGAAGAGGAGGCCGCCAACAGGCAGCAGGUCGACGAGGUUACGCUGAGCUCUCGCGUCAACGGCAUCGAGAAUAGGCUGCACGUUGUCGAGGAUUCUGUAUCUCUGCUCAGGUACAAGGCCAACCCGCACGCACACGUGGGCUGGACACCUAGCGAUGCCGCCCUGCCAAGCGGACUCGUGGGCAUUCAGACUUCAUAUUCGUACCCAAACACCCGACACCCUCACCAUAGUCUGUCCAUGGGGAUAGCGCCCACGUCGACGCGGCCCUCGUCGAAUCAUUCAGAAGCCGUCUUCACAGAGUCCACCUCUUACAGCGACGGCGGAAACCACAGCAGCAGCCACAGUGCCUCACAGCAACAGCAGCAACAUCUCUCAAUGCCCGAUGACGCCGCCGUCGUCGCCGCCGCCGCCCGUCCCAACUCUGAACAGACGCUACGCGGCCAUCACCACCUUGCCCCGCAGCGCCAUGCCUCUUCUCCCCUCAGCGACGAGCAGUACUCGUCGCUCCUCGGCCUCUUGGAGACGGAGCGCUCCGCGCGCAUCGCGCUCGAGGCCCAGGUGCAGCAGCUCACGCGGCAGCUCAACAUGCUCCUCCUCGCCAGACACGCGCGGCGCGGCGACCACCACAAAGCCUCCUCCGCCGCGCCGGCGCCCGUCUCCGUAUUCGAGUACGACGCCGACGAGAGCGAGUCCUUUGUUGAAGGAGGCGGCAGCAAAGGCAGCAGCCCGCGCCGCAACAUCUGGCACCCCCAGCAGCAUGGGUACUCGCUCGACGACUCGGGCAUAGACCCGGGCAUAACGCGGCACGCCUCUACGAAUCACGACUACAACGACGACGACGACGACGAUGACGAUGACGAUGACGACGACGAUGAUGGUGUCGAGUCCUCAUCGCAGCUGUACGCGACGCCCAGCGAGGAGACGCACACGGGGACGUUCAACGUGUAUCCCGCCGCGGAACAGGAUGGCGUUGCAUCGCCGAGGACCAUGUCGCUGUCGAGUAUAACAAUGAGUCCGAUGCCGACGGCCGUAAUGUAA
Beauveria bassiana ARSEF 2860 is the source of this 2217-nucleotide messenger RNA. RefSeq lists its product as uncharacterized. Bases 1 to 2217 code for a protein of 738 amino acids. The transcript is spliced from 2 exons. The record is from RefSeq and is a predicted model, not a curated record. NCBI's taxonomy places the organism in Eukaryota, Fungi, Ascomycota, Sordariomycetes, Hypocreales, Cordycipitaceae.